AUGGGGAUGUCAACGUAUAACGCUCCACGUUAAGGUUUUUCGGGACUGCGCAUUGGAGCAUUGGAGCAUUGGACGGGGACAUCCGAGGUUGGGUUGGGAUCGGCGGCGUCGGCGCUUGUUGCACGGGGGACUUAGAAGGGCCCACAGGGGAGGGGAGAGGAGGGGAGGUUAAGGGAUGAAUCAUGACAUGACAACAAAGUGGGGGAGUUCUGUUUUUUUUUUCCUUUCUUUCUUUCGUUCUUUCAUUUGGGCAUGCUUCGGGUUUUCGUUUUGUUUUCUUUUCUUUCUUUUUGGGCUUGCUUCGGGUUUACUAUGCUUUCGGGGGUUUUUGUUUUUCGGCGUCCUGCGUUCGCGGAGUUGGGUGUUGGGUUUUGUUUCGGAUUGCUUUUCUACUCUAUGUUAGAACAUGCAUAAAUGGACGGUAGUUAUGCUAA
This is a messenger RNA of Tricharina praecox, 434 nucleotides long. RefSeq lists its product as uncharacterized. The coding region runs from base 176 to 403 and encodes 75 amino acids. The record is from RefSeq and is a predicted model, not a curated record. NCBI's taxonomy places the organism in Eukaryota, Fungi, Ascomycota, Pezizomycetes, Pezizales, Pyronemataceae. The transcript has a single exon.